AUGCCCCUUUUUAAGGACUUUCGUCGCCGGUCGAGGGCAAGCUUUACGCUGUCUCCAUCUUCUUCCUCCCUGGCCAAUGGCCAUGUAAACCCUGAUGCGUCUUCCUCCACUCUCGAUUCCCCGGCUCACAGCAUCCAAAGUUCCACUAUAUCGUUUCUCAAUGGAAACAGCAAGAGCAAUAGCAACACGAGCAAUAACAGUAGCAACGGCAGCAAUGCCAACAACCAAUCUGUCUCACAUUUACCUGCCCUGCCCCGAUUGAACGCAAAUGAUGGCUCACGCCCGGGGACAGUACCCCAGAGACCUGUUCCUAUCGGUUCACAGUCGAAGCGAAAUAGUGUCACGAAUGGCAAUCUCACAUCCACAACCAAUUCUGCAAGAACAGGUGUACCUAUAUCUCCAUAUGCACCAAGAGUUUUUUCGGUUUCUGAUAACUCAUGGGUUCAUCAAAAGAUUCUUUUGAUUUAUGGGGAAACUGGAGAUGCACAGCAGCACUCCAUUGAUGGAAAUAUAAUAAUUUCCAAUCCUCAAGAUUCAUUUCCUACCAUUACCUGGCCAGUCUCUGAAUCCCAUUUCAAGGCUCUGAUCCACCUUGUUCCAGGCCCCAACAAACUACGGCUCGACUUCACAUCCUCGAAACUUCAGAAGCAAACUGUCCACUCGUCGUGGAUAAGCAUAAACUAUUUACCGUUGGCAAAUUGCCCUCCACUCCAGCUCGCAGUCGUGCUUGGGAGUGAUUCAUAUGGCCACUUUGAUGCUGUUCCGGAGAGGAUAGCUCGGGAAGGAAACGACUUGGAAACUGCUAUACGGAAAUUUCGAAUGGCUGCAUAUCUAUGGCAGUCUUUUACUGCUGAACAGAUGUAUCGAAACAAAUUCGGGAGGCGCUGUUUCCGGUUCGAAGAGGAGUGGCAGGUUGGAACUCUAAGUUCUCAGGAUACAACAUCAGACCAAAUGAGAAAUGAGGCCAGAAUACAUAUUAUCCGGUGCAACAGAACAGUUGACGAACUUAGAGGUCUCAGCGUCGUACAGCAGGAUGGCACAAGAUCGGAUAGUAACGAACUCUUCAACGUUGUACUCGAGGCAGUCGAACGCUACUUUGGCUCCCGGGGAGGUAAACGACAUUACGUUUCUGCCCUGCUACUUGAUAGCCAUUGGGAUAAAAUGACCCAAACUAUCACAGGCCAUACGGCCGCCAGCUCCAGUGGUCAUGAUAUCAAGCUAGCCCUUUUUGGGUCGUAUGCGUUACAAAACUAUCCAGCCUCCAUGGAAGAUAUAGUUGCAGCUUUUACGGAUUGCACUCGAACUGAUUUUAACUUCGUUGCCAAUUAUAAAAAUGAAUGUGGGAGUAGCUGGGAGGCUGCCAACUCUGGAAUUGGAGGCCAUCUCCAUGAAAUUGGCCGUUUGUUUGGCUGUCGCAAUCAGGAGACCGGUAUCAUGAGUCGCGAAUACGUUCCGUUGAAUCGAAGUUUCACUACUCGAGAGCCCUAUUCGACACGCACGAAGUCACAGGGGCUUCGACUCUGCCUAUGUCAGGACGAACCUACUUGGCAUAGACUCGACACCCUUCGUUUCAGAUUUCACCCGUGCUUCCGGCUGCCUCGCGAUUCACCUCCUAUAUCUGACGACUCUAUUCAAGUGUGGCCGGUCGACAAUGGCAAGACAUUAAUUGCCUCCCCUUCUGGCAUCGCGUUCAUCGAAAUCUUCGUGGACGAUGCUGAGAUCUGCAAAUCAUUCCUCGAAUAUGUGGAUGGUGAUUUCGGCAAUAAUGCUGUGCCCAAGCAGAUUACUCUCACAGAAACCGAGAUACGUCAACAUGCCCCUGAAAGCGCCAAGAAGAACAGAAAGGUCAAGUUGCUGAUAUACUCUGGCGGUCUUAACACGCAUACGGUUGACGACGCGAAUCAGUUGAAAACUAAAUAUUCGAUUGCUAAGUUGCCCAACGGACAAGUUGGAUACAAGGGGAGCAAAUUAGGACAAUCUUGGUCGGCGGAUAGCGUCGCUGAGCAGUUGUUCUUGGAGUGCGCGUUUAUCCAGACGAAGCUUCUUGUUUCCGUGAAAGUGUAUCAUGAACAUUUCAUAUACGGGUUGCAGUUUUGUUAUGAGGAUUCCACGAGUCAGAUGUUUGGAAAUAAGAAUUCUAGUGCUAAGUAUGGUGAAUUUGUAUUUGACACGCGUCGUGGUGAGAUUCUGAUGGGCUUCUACGUGAAGGCUGCUCUGGAAAUCGAUGGAAUUGGAAUUAUCACGAAUCUCAGCCGGAAAUCUGAGCUAUUUGGGAACGGGAGUGGUAAAAAUAGCCACACAUUGAUACCACCAAGGGGCUACAGUAUUGCGGGCAUUUCCGGCUCCGUCGCGUCCUGUAUCGAGGAAUUCUCUCUGAUUAUCACUCGAUGA
Messenger RNA from Paracoccidioides brasiliensis Pb18, 2391 nucleotides. RefSeq lists its product as uncharacterized. Bases 1 to 2391 code for a protein of 796 amino acids. Gene Ontology annotation, cellular component: cytoplasm. The transcript is spliced from 5 exons. The record is from RefSeq and is a predicted model, not a curated record.